Messenger RNA from Drosophila melanogaster (fruit fly), 1377 nucleotides. RefSeq names its product twinfilin (gene twf). Gene Ontology annotation, molecular function: actin binding. NCBI's taxonomy places the organism in Eukaryota, Metazoa, Arthropoda, Insecta, Diptera, Drosophilidae. Gene Ontology annotation, cellular component: presynapse; synapse; cytoskeleton. Bases 59 to 1090 code for a protein of 343 amino acids. The transcript has 4 exons. The record is from RefSeq and is marked reviewed. Gene Ontology annotation, biological process: negative regulation of actin filament polymerization.
UCACACUGGUUGUGAGUAAUAUAUUUUUUCGGCAAUAUUAAUUUUAGCUGUUGUCCAAAUGUCUCACCAAACGGGUAUCCGAGCCAACGAGCAGCUGGCCAAGGUGUUCGGCAAAGCGAAGAAUGGUAAAUUUCGCGUGAUAAAAGUUUCGAUCGAGAAUGAGCAGCUUAGUUGCGGCGCCACGGCGGAGACGAAAAAGGAUUGGGAGCGCGACUACGACAAGCUUAUAGGUCCCCUACUGGAAAAGGAUGUGCCCUGCUAUAUUCUCUAUCGCCUGGACGCCAAGAUCCCGCUGGGCUACAGUUGGCUACUUAUCAGCUGGACGCCGGACACGGCCAGCAUCCGACAGAAGAUGGUAUACGCUUCCACGAAGGCCACGUUGAAAACGGAGUUCGGAUCAGCAUACAUCACAGAGGAGCUGCAUGCCACCACUCUGGAUGAGUGCACGCUGGAGGGCUAUCGCCGGCACAAGCAGGAUUUCGCAGCCCCAGCUCCAUUGACCAGCAGGGAGGAGGAGCUGAAAGAGCUGCGAAAGACAGAGGUUCACACUGAGAUCAAUACGAAUACGCGGCACCAAACUCUGGGUGGGAUCAAUUGCCCGCUGAGCGAGGCAACCGUGGCUGCCGUUCAGGAUUUGGUGCGCGGCAAGCACGACUACCUUCAGUUCCGCAUCGAUCUGGAGGAGGAACAGAUCCAUGUUUCGCGUGCGGCCAAAGUGGAGCUCGCCGAUCUGCCGAAGCAAGUGCCCGAGGAUCAUGCACGAUACCACCUCUUCCUGUUUCGGCACACGCACGAGGGCGACUACUUUGAGUCGUACGUGUUCGUCUACUCCAUGCCUGGAUAUUCCUGCUCCGUGCGCGAGCGCAUGAUGUACUCAAGCUGUAAGGCUCCUUUUCUCGACGAGCUCGCGGCCCUUGGCGUGGAGGUUGUUAAGAAGCUUGAAAUCGACAGCGGCAGCGAGCUGACCGAAGCCUUCUUGCAGGACGAGCUGCACCCAAAGAAGAUUCUACACCGACCGGCUUUUGCCAAGCCCAAGGGGCCACCAAACCGAGGCGCCAAGCGCCUCACGCGUCCCACCGCAGAGGACUAAGUCUGAAUCCCGAUCCCACCGAGUCAAUUCUGUUUAUCGCCCUUCUACGUACUGUUUCCUAGCAGAGCAUUUAAUUUAUUGUAUCCAAUCGUUUAUUUCUUUUGUGUUGUGUCUAUCCCGUGUCUAUAUGUGUCCGUACGUCAGUCGAUAUCUUUAGAGGCACUAGGCAUCAACUGAAACAUCGCAUAGCAGCCGCCAAAGUGGGCUUCCUUAAAUGUAUUCUUGUCUAUGUAACUUUAGAUGGACAUAUAUGCAAUUUAUUUAAAUUAAAAAAAGUAACUAAGUUC